Molecule: messenger RNA, 630 nt
Organism: Nerophis lumbriciformis (worm pipefish)
Lineage: Eukaryota; Metazoa; Chordata; Actinopteri; Syngnathiformes; Syngnathidae
Source: RefSeq, a predicted model, not a curated record
AUGGCAUCUCAGCUCCCUAUUACGAUCAAGAACCAGACGUUGUCAGCCGGUUCAACUGCGCUGCGGGGGAAGAAACGUCCUUGUAGUCCGGCGGUGUCUGUCGCCCAGCAACCCGGCGGAGGCACCAAGAAGAAGAAAGCUCCGUUAAUGACACAAAUUACACUGAGUCAGAAUGUAGCUUGUUUGGAGAUGUCACCAGUGGAAGUUGUAACUGACAUGAAGGCGACUGGAUUGGUGGAGAGCACUCCAUUAACAAGCAGCAGUACCAGCAUAGAAUGGACUGCCAAGGCACCGCCAUUCAAGGAUCCCACAUUCAUGCAUUCUGGGAUUGGUGGAGCGGCUGCAGGCAAAAAGAAUAGGACCUGGAAGAAUCUCAAACAAAUUCUGGUUUUGGAACGGACUCUACCGUGGAAGAUGGAUGACCCAAACUACUACAACAUUGAUGCUCCUCCCUCUCUGAAACCAUCUAAAAAAUACUCCGACAUAUCAGGAUUACCUGCAAAUUACACAGACCCACAGACCAAACUACGCUUCACAUCCACAGAGGAAUUCUCUUAUAUUCGCCUCCUCCCAACUGAUGUCGUUACAGGCUACCUAGCCCUGCGAAAGGCAACCUGCAUUGUACCCUGA